This is a messenger RNA of Notothenia coriiceps (black rockcod), 3298 nucleotides long. RefSeq names its product TLC domain containing 3Bb (gene tlcd3bb). The transcript is spliced from 2 exons. Gene Ontology annotation, molecular function: sphingosine N-acyltransferase activity. The coding region runs from base 1206 to 1529 and encodes 107 amino acids. Gene Ontology annotation, biological process: lipid homeostasis; ceramide biosynthetic process. NCBI's taxonomy places the organism in Eukaryota, Metazoa, Chordata, Actinopteri, Perciformes, Nototheniidae. The record is from RefSeq and is a predicted model, not a curated record. Gene Ontology annotation, cellular component: endoplasmic reticulum; membrane.
UGCCUGUAGUGUAGACGGGCCGUUACAUGAACACCACUGUCAGAAACACCAUUGGUAACACAGUUUGCUUGGAUACACAUACUAGGAGCUGAACCCCCCUCAGUAUUUGUUUUAGGUUAGUGUGGAUGUGUGUGCGGUGUUUCAGUGACGGGUGAAGGUUUUUACCUCCAUGCGCUCCGCUUGAUCCCCAUCUGAGGCUCCCACAGCUGUUAGCCUCUGAAUAUAGCCCUUAGUAUUCAGGCUGGAUAUUCAGCAGAUACAAUAUCAGCAUGUCCUUCUACCCUCUAUCACUCAGCACCGUCACCCCCCCCGUCCCUGACAACAGUGCAUGUGGCUAUUUGAGAAACGAAACAAAAGCUGUGCCCUACUGUACCAAAACAAUUGUAAAUGAUCAAUAGUGAUGCCAUUUUAUUCUAAGAUAUGAGACUCAAAUUGAGUAUGAGUGAAACUUUUAAAAUGAUUUUAUAGAAAGUCGUGUCUCUGCUGGUUAGCUCGACUCGGUGGUAGCGCUGCCAGAAUAAAUUGCAUUAAAAACAUCUUUAACGCCUUAAAUCAUUUUUGUAUUGGCAACCAAACAAAUGGAAAUCCUGCAUUUCUUUUAAAUGUGCGCUCAAGCUUUGUGGGCGGCCAUUUUUUAAAUCAGGUUCUGUAUUGACAGCAGAUUGUCUAUAAAUUCAAGAAUGGAGGAUACGCGGUGUCUUGCUAGUGAGGAUAAUUUCAGCCAUUAAGUGAUCAGCUUGCUUGAGACCUUUUUUAAAGUGCUACCAAAAAAAGUACGUUUUACAAUAUUUACCUAAAGAUAACCAAACGAGCAUAGUGGAUAUAAGUAGAGCCGUGCCGUGCAGUGCAAAUGAGUCGUAAGCGUGUCCUCAGUGUUAUCUCACUGAAGCAGGUUGGAGAUAAAAGUAUAGUAAUCUUCUGUAAACACAUGAGAAUGUAAAAACAAAAGGACUGCUUCACUGACGAACACUCUCCAGUCCAGCCUGCAGCAUGGCACAGCGUGCCCUCCAUCACCACAUGUCAGUCCAUGAAGAUAUAAUUAACAAUGUUACUAUAAAAAGAAUGCAAAGGAGAAUACAUUAACACAGUCAGGUUUCACCAAACUGUACUGCUUGCUCUUCUUUUUCCCUCUCUCUCUCAACCUUUUUCUCUGCUCUCAGUACAAACAGCAACACACUAUCCUGCACAAAGUGAAUGGGGCUCUUAUGCUGAUCACUUUUUUCAUCUGUCGAGUCCUCCUCUUCCCUUACCUCUACUACGCCUAUGGAAGGUACGCGUCCAUUCCCUUCCACAUGGUCCCCCUGUCGGUGCCCUGGCACUGUAACCUCGGCGCCGCUCUGCUCAUGGCCCCGCAGCUCUAUUGGUUCUCCCUCAUUUGCAGGGGAGCCCUGCGACUUUUCACGGGCUCCUCCCGCUCUCAGAGAUCCCGCGGUGUCGCCAAGGAGAGGCAGACUGAUGGCAACGCACUGCCGCAGCCGGCCAACGGCUACAGCGCUCGCUCCUCAGACCCUGAUCUGUCCUCUCACUGAGAAGAGUGAAUGGGAGGGAGGGAGGGAAGGAAGGCGAAUGUUCCAACGAGUAUGUAAAUGAAAGAAAGCUGUGAAGGGGAAAGGAAGACUUGGAACAAGUAGCAAUAUGAAGAAAGCUACAGACAAUGGCCUCAAAGGCGCUGAAGUGUUUGCGGCCUGCACUCAAAGUCUUGACAGAGAAAUGAUUUGGUGGCCGGCCUUCAAGCACUUCAGCGUCUCAGUUUGUAGGAAACUAGUGGAGUGUUAGUGCUCUCAGUAUUUAAAGAUGUCAUCCGGCACUGUGACAGAUAGAAACAUGCACUGACCUGAGAGGAAUCUGCCUGGAUGUAUAGCGAGCAUAGGUGGCUCUUUCCCUCACGUAGAUCAAAUUGAGUCCUCUCUGCCUCACGGUAUAGGAAGAGCAGGAACAUAGGAAUGUAUUAUAUUGUAUGUUAGUACAUUUGCUGUAGAUGGAAGGCCUAAUUCAGUUUAGUAAUGAAGAGGACCUCCAAAAAAGAAAAAAAUCCUGGCUAAGCAGUAUUUUGACUUGUUAGUGUUUAAUAUCUGUAUCCUCUAUGUAGUCACUGUCACUCUAACAAAAUGUAACCAACCUGCAGACUCAUCUUUAGAAGGGAGAUAAUCUCAUAAGACUGUUUUCUGCUGCCUUAUCCCUUUUCCCCAUUCUUUGCAGUUUAGGUUUUUAUUUCUUUUUAUGCUGGGAGGAGGAGGAGGAGGAGGCUCCAGACAGAAAAUGUGACGGGUGUACAUAGCCAGUGUAAAAUUGUCCUGAUUUCCAUGUCAGUAUUAGUUCAAUGUUGGUUUUCAAUUUUUAUUUUAUUCUUUUUAGGUUUUGUCUCAUUUCUACAUCUGCUGUUACCACAGACGUUUUCGAAACAAUUACAUGUCAGCAUUAAAGCAAAACAUUUCACAGCUUAGUGUUGGCACUUCUCCCGCAGACGUUAUGGCAGUGCUUCUGGUUUUAGUGUAGAUAUGACUUCAUUCCAUUUACUGGUAUGACAAAGUGUUUUUUUUUUUAAUACAAGGAAGUGAUGCACAGUAGCAGCCACUUUGAAAUGAGUGUUUUUGUUUGUUUGUUGCUAUAAUGCUCAAAAUAUCCGUUUGAUUGGCUGGAAUAAGUCAGUAAGGGAUCCAUAACUUUUGAGUAUUUAUAUCUUUGUCAGGGGACUUGCGAUGCUGCAGGUUUGAAGGGAAACAAAAGUGAAAAAUCUUGUAGGGAAGCAUUCCCUUGUGAUAGACACGCAGCACAUUUGUCCAUGGCAAUUUAUGUUUCUCAUUUGGUUUUGUUUUUAACCAUUAAGUCAAAUUGUUUAAAGCUUUUUACACCUCAUGCAUUGCUUCAGUCACUUAGCCGUUUCUUUGAGCCACCGGUUCUAUGAACCUCCUGUGAUCAAACAGGCUAGUGUUAUCAUUUUUGUUUAAAUCAGCUUCACCGUCCGCAAAAUGGGUAAAUAAAAAAAAACACAACUCCGAAAGCAUCUAGACAGGGCAGCGUGUGCAAAAACAUCUGGACCACUGUGGGCAUGUUGAACACAGAACAUCCAUUCCCGUUCCAUGAACUCAUAAGGUACUGCUUCUUGACAAUACUAACCAUUCAACUGAUGUACUGUAUAUUCCACAAAUGCUUGUUAUUUAUUUGUAAGUAUUAAUUUAUUUGGUUUGUGGUUUUGAAUGCAUAUUUAUGCAUACAUAUUAUACUAUAUGCUUCUGAGCCUUAUGUGAAGGCCGUAUUGUUACUCAAACCUAGCUAAAAUAUACUUCUCUGUCCUGAA